AUGAGUAAAGUAUAUCUUCACUGCAACUUGUUUAAGAUCUGUAUACAACUUGAGUUUUUUUUGUAUAUUUAAAGGCAUGUCCAAUGAAGUUCCCUCCUAUGUAGCUUUAGGGUCUCUUUCUGUUAUACUUGAAGUUGCUGAACAAGUAGUCGGCCUUCCAGAACAAUUUAUAAGUCCAGAUAUAAAAAGUUUAGAAGUUUUGUGGCCUAAAUAUGAAUUAGCUAAAAGGGUAACAGAACUGUAUGAAGAGUUAUACAAAAUCCAAGAGCGUAUUCAACAGCAGAAGCUCAGUUUGCGUUCUUCACCAAUUCAUAUCCACUCAACAAGCGAUUUGCAUCAAAAAAUCGUUGAUUUUUCAGGGCUUUUAAAUUUUGUUAUAAAGCAUCUUCAAUCUUUUCAACUGCAGUUGCAAAAUCCUUACCGAGGUCCCGGCAUCGAUGUACAUCCCGAUUAUCACAAAGAUGUUCUUAGUUUGUUCGAGAAUUUACAGUUAAUUUCCGAUUACUUGAAUAAAGAAAAUCUAGCAAUAAAUUAUCUUCGUCAGCCCGGACUUAUUAAGCAGACUUUGGAGCAGUUGCUAUAUAAAGUGACCUCCUUACUUGCUAUUCUUCGCCGAAAUUAUGAAUCUAUUUGUAACUAUUACACUUUUCUUGGAGAUUCUGCUAUUAAUUAGUUUUUUAUUUUUUUAAAAAA
Messenger RNA from Zophobas morio, 693 nucleotides. RefSeq lists its product as uncharacterized. The record is from RefSeq and is a predicted model, not a curated record. Lineage: Eukaryota; Metazoa; Arthropoda; Insecta; Coleoptera; Tenebrionidae. The transcript has 7 exons. The coding region runs from base 77 to 673 and encodes 198 amino acids.